Messenger RNA from Spinacia oleracea (spinach), 699 nucleotides. RefSeq lists its product as uncharacterized. The transcript has 2 exons. The coding region runs from base 1 to 699 and encodes 232 amino acids. NCBI's taxonomy places the organism in Eukaryota, Viridiplantae, Streptophyta, Magnoliopsida, Caryophyllales, Amaranthaceae. The record is from RefSeq and is a predicted model, not a curated record.
AUGGAGGGCAUUGGUGACGAAAUUGGUGACGAAAUUGGUGACGAAAUUGGUGAAGGUAGUCGCGAGGUUGAAGUAGAAGAGGAAGAAGAAGACUUCAUAUGGAGGUAUGAACCACAAUCCUCCUCCGACGAAGAGGAAUUUGUACAAAGUGUUGGUGGUAUACAAAUGUUGGAUGGUUCCUUUAGGUACUAUGCCCGGCCUGUUUCAGCUCCCGGAUGUGUAUAUCAACAACAACGACCAUAUGUUAGCGAUGGAUAUAUUGAUGGCUACAUAGACCCGUCUGUGGACCAUGUCACGUUUGGUUCUCCUCAAUCGGGGCAUUCUCAAAUGGUGCAUUCUCAAAUGGGCCAUCCUUGUCAAAUGGGCCAUCUUACUCAAAUAGGUCAUCCUUCUCAAAUUGUCCAUCCUUCUGAGGUGAGCCAUCCGUCUCAAAUGGGCCAUCCGAUCCCUGUUAUAAACUCGUACCAUCCUGGGUCGUCUUCUUGUCAAGGUUGUUCCUCCUCCGUAGGUCAGUUUCGUCCACUAAACAACAUCAACAACAACACUGCUAUUGUUUAUAAUAACCAUUUUCCUUCGUUUACGCAAAAUGGAAGUGUUUCUAUGCAACCUGUUUCAGGCAACGAUGGUGGUUCAAAGGCGACAAUGGUGGUUCCUAGAUUUAUACAAAAUAUGUUGUUGGGAGGAAAUGGCGAAUGUUAA